AAAAAGCCAAGAGCCUGACUAGGGCUCCUUCGGCUUGGAUCUCGGAGUUCCGGACGUUCAAAGCUAACUGGGCAAGAAGUGUCUGCUUAUUGUAGAGGCCCCUGUUAUCGUGGAGGAGUGCGUAUACUUGGGAAAAAGUCUUUCUUUCAGUCAAGAUGAGCGAUAAGCCAGACUUGUCCGAAGUGGAGAAGUUUGACAGGUCAAAACUGAAAAAAACUAAUACUGAAGAAAAAAAUACCCUCCCCUCAAAGGAAA
Molecule: messenger RNA, 255 nt
Organism: Pteropus alecto (black flying fox)
Lineage: Eukaryota; Metazoa; Chordata; Mammalia; Chiroptera; Pteropodidae
Product: thymosin beta-15A
Exons: 2
Biological process (GO): actin filament organization; regulation of cell migration
Cellular component (GO): cytoplasm
Molecular function (GO): actin monomer binding
Source: RefSeq, a predicted model, not a curated record